CAGUAAUCCCCUUGAGACUCGUCCGCCUCCUCGAACUGCCCAACAGAAGAAGAAGACCUCCGUCCUCCGCCGUCUCCCUCGUCGAGACAUCAUCCUCCACCGUCUUCCAUUCAAGUGACCACCGACGUUCGUUGCAUACUCCUUCCUGUUCAACUCCCCAAAUUUCGGGACUCCAAUGUGAACAAAACCCUCAGUCAAGGUAGGGGAACACUAUCAAGGAGCUACGGAAGGAUUGCGACGGUCUGCUUCUCUCGUCGUGCCCUUCACCCGCCGGUCAUAAAUCGCAGUAUUCGUAAAUUCUGUGAAAUGGCGGCGGAGAGUGGGAAAAGCUUGAAAAGGAGGGAUCACCUCUUGGAGAUCGAGGCAAAGGCUAGAAGUUGGUGGAAUGAGGUAGACGUUUUCAGAGCCGAGCCAUGUGAAAAACCUCCCAAGCCCGGGGAGAAAUUCUUUGGCAAUUUUCCAUUUCCCUACAUGAAUGGUUAUUUGCACCUUGGCCAUGCUUUCUCUCUUUCGAAGCUGGAGUUUGCUGCCGCUUAUCAUAGGUUGAGGGGUGCCAAUGUGCUUCUUCCGUUUGCUUUCCACUGCACCGGCAUGCCCAUUAAGGCAUCUGCUGAUAAGCUUCGCCGUGAAAUUCAACAAUUCGGUAACCCUCCUGUGUUCCCUGGACCAGCCGCUGAGCCAGAAGAACCAAAAAAACCAGAGCAAGGGGAUGAAAAUGUAUCUGGCCAACCUGAUAAAUUUAAGGGCAAAAAGUCCAAGGCAGCAUCUAAAGCCGGUGGGCAAGUGUUCCAAUGGGAGAUCAUGCGUAGUUUUGGGCUAACUGAUGAAGAGAUUUCAAAGUUUCAGGAUCCAUAUGAGUGGUUAAGGUUCUUCCCGCCAUUGGCUAUGGAGGAUCUCAAGGCUUUUGGCUUGGGUUGUGAUUGGAGGCGCUCCUUCGUUACGACAGAUAUAAAUCCCUACUUCGACUCUUUUGUGCAGUGGCAGAUGAGGAAGCUCUAUGCUAUGGGUAAGAUUGUGAAGGACGUUAGAUACACAAUUUACUCUCCUUUAGAUGGCCAGCCUUGUGCAGAUCACGACAGGGCAUCUGGUGAGGGAGUUCUUCCCCAAGAGUAUACCCUCAUCAAGAUGGAAGUCUUAAAGCCUUUUCCUAUGAAGUUGGGACCUUUGGAGGGGAAAAACGUUUUCCUAGCUGCUGCUACUCUGAGGCCAGAGACUAUGUAUGGGCAAACGAAUGCCUGGGUGUUGCCGGAUGGUGAAUAUGGAGCUUUUGAAAUUAAUGAAACUGAUGUGUUUGUCAUCACAGCUCGGGCGGCCCUUAACCUAGCAUAUCAGAACUUCUCUAGAAUCCCUCAGAAGCCUACUUGCUUGAUGGAGCUGACUGGUUAUGACCUGAUUGGCCUUCCUUUGAGGUCUCCUCUUUCGGGCAAUGAAGUCAUAUACGCUCUUCCUAUGUUGACCAUCCUAACAGACAAAGGCACCGGGAUCGUCACCAGUGUGCCUAGUGAUGCCCCUGAUGACUAUAUGGCUUUGCAUGAUCUCAAAGCAAAACCUGCUUUCAGGGCCAAAUAUGGGGUCAAGGAUGAGUGGAUAAUGCCCUUUGAAAUUCUGCCAAUAAUUAACAUUCCAGAGUUUGGGGAUAAGGCGGCUGAAAAGGUCUGCAUUGAUCUGAAAAUUAAGAGCCAGAACGAGAAGGAGAAGCUCGCUGAAGCUAAACGGCUCACGUACCUCAGAGGGUUUACUGAGGGAACAAUGCUUGUUGGAGAAUAUGCCGGGAUGAAAGUCCAAGAAGCAAAACCAUUGCUUCGAACCAAACUUAUUGAGACGGGCCAAGGAAUUUUGUAUAGUGAGCCUGAAAAGCGAGUCAUGUCAAGAUCGGGUGAUGAAUGCGUUGUGGCACUUACUGAUCAAUGGUACAUAACAUAUGGAGAAGCAGAAUGGAAGAAACUGGCCGAGGAAUGCCUGAGCAGUAUGAACCUCUAUUCUGAUGAGACACGCCAUGGGUUUGAGCACACUUUGAGCUGGCUGAAUCAGUGGGCGUGCUCACGAUCAUUUGGUCUUGGGACUCGCAUUCCGUGGGACAAGGAAUUUCUCGUUGAGUCCUUGUCUGACUCCACCAUUUACAUGGCCUACUAUACUGUUUCACACUUCCUGCAUAACGAAGACAUGUAUGGUACAAACAAGCAUCCAAUUCAACCUUCGCAAAUGACUGAUGAAGUUUGGGAGUUCAUCCUCUGUGGUGGUCCAUACCCCAAAUCCUCUGGUAUACCAGCAGCAGUACUUGAUAAGAUGAAGAUGGAAUUUGACUACUGGUAUCCGUUUGACUUGCGAGUCUCAGGCAAGGACCUUAUCCAGAACCACUUGACCUUCUCCAUAUACAACCAUGUAGCAAUCAUGGAUAAGAAGCACUGGCCACGUGGAUUCAGGUGCAAUGGACAUAUUAUGCUCAACUCUGAGAAGAUGUCCAAGUCAACUGGCAAUUUCAGAACGUUGAAACAGGCGAUUGAGGAAUUCUCAGCUGAUGCAACGAGAUUCUCGCUGGCUGAUGCUGGAGAUGGUGUUGAUGAUGCUAAUUUCGUAUUUGAAACCGCCAAUUCGGCAAUCCUCCGCCUUACCAAGGAGAUUGCGUGGAUGGAAGAAGUUCUGGCUGAAUCAUCCUCUCUCAGGGCAGGCCCUCCAUCAACUUAUGCUGAUCGUGUGUUUGAGAAUGAGAUAAACAUUGCGGUCAAGAUGACGGAAGAGAGUUACAGUAAUUGCAUGUUCAGAGAGGCAUUGAAGACCGGAUUCUAUGAUCUGCAAACUGCAAGAGAUGAGUACAGAUUCUCAUGUGGCAGUGGAGGGAUGAACCAUGACCUGGUUUUCCGAUUUAUGGAUGUGCAGACUCGCCUCAUUACUCCAAUUUGUCCACACUAUGCUGAAUAUGUACGGAGGGAGCUUCUAAAGAAGGACGGGUUGGCAGUGAAAGCCGGUUGGCCCACUGCAGGUUCUCCUGAUCUGAAGUUGAAGGCAGCCAACAAGUACCUGCAGGACUCCAUUGUUCUGAUGAGGAAGUUGCUCCAGAAGCAACUUUCUGGUCCAAAGAAAGGAAACAAGAAAGAUGCAGCACCGGUUACAGCUGCCUCGACUGAGAACAAAUUAACAGGGUUAAUUUAUGUCAACGAAAAGUUUGAUGAGCGGAAAUCGGAAUGUUUGAGGAUACUCCAAAGCAAGUUUGAUUGCAAUACUCGAACUUUUGCACCCGAUGGCGAGAUAUUGCAGGCAUUGCAGGCAAGCCCACUUUUCCAGGGUUCGAACUUCAAGCAGUUCCAGAAGCAGUACAUGCCAUUUGUGAGGUUCAAGAAGGACGAAGCCGUUGCAAUAGGGGUUCAGGCCUUGGAUGUGAGGCUACCUUUUGGAGAGAUUGAAGUUCUGAAGGAGAACCUGGAGCUGAUCAAGAGACAGCUGGGUCUUGAAGUUGUUGAAAUUUUAUCAGCCUCAGAUCCUAACGACAAGGCUAGAGCUGGCUCCCUUGCCUCUCUCUUGGACCAGAAUGCGCCCUCUCCUGGAAGCCCCACGGCCAUCUUCUUGACCAGGUCAAAAGAAGCACAACCCCCCAUUCAAAUUGAAUAACGGCAGCUACCUUUUGCUUUUCUUCUUCUUUUUUAAUUGCACUUAUGGAACUUGAAGUAGUGCUUACUGCUGAGUCUCUUGUCUUCCAUAUAUAGGUAGGUAACAAACUAGCAGAGAGCCGGACGUGGAACAAAGUGAUUGCUAGGGCAAUGCCGGAAAGAAAUACGAGUAAAUGCGUGGGAAGAGCUGACGAUAGUUUCGAUUUCGAUCUGUUUUUGAAUUUUUUGCUGCUGUUUUGUUCUGAACCUGUACUUUCUUCAACUGUUAACUCAUGUUAUGCCGUUUCCCCGACUUGUAGUGCAGUGAAAUUUCAUCUGUGUUGUGCUGCUGCUGGGCUUGUUUGAUGAUGAAAUUUCGUUGAUGCAUUUUUGUUCAGUCUUCUUUUCCCUUAAUGAUUAAGAGGUUUCAUGGAAAUGGAAUGUCAUCAUAUUACGUUUGAGCUAGCUUCGGUCCAACAUUAUAGUCUACUGCUUUGGUUAUUACUAUGUGAAAAAUUUAUACUUGCUGACACUGUUAGAUCGGCCGAUUAGGUUUGUCAAUUUUUCAUAUGACACUGACACUGAAUUUCUUAAUUGUACCUUGCGACUUAGCUCUCACGUAAAAAGCCUAAAAUUUUCUGAAGAGGACUAGUCAUUACUAUCUUGCUUGCUAAGUUGAGACGACUCUUCGUCUAGGAAGUGGACUCUUGAUGUAACUUGGUUUGCUAAUUAAUCAGCGAUCUAGGAGCUGUGGUUCGUUUCAUUCUGAGCAGGGAGGUUUCUGGCGGCAACGGUACCAUUGAGCAAUCAUAUGCUCGAAGAAAACUUGAGCAGGAUGUCACCAAAUUCUUACUUGUCCGGCAACAACAAGAACGCCCGCCAUAUCCUCCGACGGUGGAGCAACCUGAAACUCUCGGUCGCUGUCUCCCUUGGAAUCAGCCUCUGCUGCCUUCUCGUUUACUGCUCCCUCUGCUCUUCCCCUUUCUCGACGACGACGAAGCUCCUAUUGUCGCCGGAGGAAGACCCAGAGCUGGUCAGAGUACUGAGGAGCACAGCAUUUGCGACGGCGGGUAGGCGAUCAAAAUCGACGGUGAUCCUGACCAUGAUAAACAAAGCGUGGGUGGAGCGAGGGUCGAUUGUGGACGUUUUUCUGGAAGGGUUUUCGGUCGGCGACGGGACGCAGGAACUGGUGAAGCAUUUGGUGAUCGUGGCACUGGACCAGAAGGCCUACGAGCGGUGCCAGGAAAUCCACCCGCACUGUUACGCGCUGACUACGCCGGGAGUGAAUUUCACAGGCGACGCCACAUUCAUGACCCAAGAGUACUUGCUAGUCGUGUGGCGCCGCAUCGACUUCUUAGGCUCUGUUUUGCGCCUGGGAUACAACUUCGUCUCCACGGAUGCAGAUAUAGUGUGGUUUCGAAACCCAUUCCCGCGGUUCCACGAGGACGCCGACUUCCAAGUGUCGUGCGACAUGCACCUAGGCGACGACUCCAACCGCGACAACCUUCCCAACACGGGCUUCACCUUCGUCAGAUCCAACCCCAGGACGGUCCGCUUCUACCAACACUGGUACCGCUCGAAAGACAGGUUCCCCGGCGAGCACGACCAAGACGUCUUCAACCGGAUCAAGUUCGACGACGACGACGCCGCCAUCGGCGGGUUGAAGAUGAGGUUCCUCGACACCGCCUACUUCGGCGGCUUCUGCGAGCCGGUCAAGGACCUCAACGUCGCCUGCACCAUGCAUGCUAACUGCUGCGUCGGGCUGGACACCAAGGUGCACGACCUCAGAAACUUGCUCCGGGACUGGAAGCGUUUCUCGGCGUUGCCUCCUGAAUCGAGAAACGGGGUUUCGUUUGAUUGGACCGGGUAUUCUCCACCCUUCAGGUGCAGGGCUUGAUCAUGAAUUGGGAGCUGCGGAGGAGCAAAUUAAGAAUGACAGAAAGUACGUACUGUAGCGGUUAACUGGAAGGAAACCGAUUCACUUGAGUUCUUAAUUAAUCUCACUGGCUAUACAUGAGCUCUCUGGACAAGUUACAACUACUUACAGUUAUUAAAUAGGAGUGUUUGAGCUUUGAAUUCAACCAAAAUGAGGACCAUCGGGUCAUCAAUUCUCUACAUAAAUAAAGUAGGUUUUUUGGCCAU
This is a messenger RNA of Linum tenue, 5726 nucleotides long. The record is from the annotation of a GenBank genome assembly. NCBI's taxonomy places the organism in Eukaryota, Viridiplantae, Streptophyta, Magnoliopsida, Malpighiales, Linaceae.